AUGGGAGAAGGAAAUGGCAACCCACUCCAGUGUUCCUGCCUGGAGAAUCCCAGGGACAGAGGAGCCUGGUGGGCUGCCGUCUAUGGGGUUGCACAGAGUCAGACACGACUGAGCAGCAGCAGCAGCAGGGAUGGGGAGAUGCGCAGUUCCUCACCCCCGUCACCAGGAGGCACUGUUGUCCUGUCUCCAAAGGCUGGGGGUGGUCUCAGCCGAAAAGAGUUGGUGGGGAAAGCAGGAGGGUGGGAGUGUGGUGGAUAUUUCCAAGCUGAGUGUUACUCCUGCAAAGCCAUCUCUGCUUAUAAGGAUGGAGAUGAGUGA
Rangifer tarandus platyrhynchus (Svalbard reindeer) is the source of this 318-nucleotide messenger RNA. NCBI's taxonomy places the organism in Eukaryota, Metazoa, Chordata, Mammalia, Artiodactyla, Cervidae. The record is from the annotation of a GenBank genome assembly.